Molecule: messenger RNA, 2158 nt
Organism: Heterocephalus glaber (naked mole-rat)
Lineage: Eukaryota; Metazoa; Chordata; Mammalia; Rodentia; Bathyergidae
Source: RefSeq, a predicted model, not a curated record
UCAGUGUGCUCUGGAAGGAGCUUCCUUUCUGUCCCUGGACUUCUCUGGACGGUCCAGCUGCCAACCAGGCCUGCUCUGAUCACUGGGGAGGCCAGAAGCCUACUUUCAGAUCACGACUUCCCUCCCACAGGGCCAGCCCUGCGUGGCCCAGCAGCUCCGAGAGUCACCCAAUUUCCUGCAGGACAGCCAUGGAGCUGCUCUGGACGGCCAUGCUGAUGGUGGCCUCCUGGGUCCCUGCUGCCCACAGCUCACCGGAGCAGGAUGCCACUGUCCCCAGCAUCGACCUCUCCCAGCCCUUGCACGUUGUGGAGGAGAACAACCUGCUGGUGCUGACGCCCGCCGGCCUGGCACAGAUGCUCAACGAGACGCGCUUCCUCAUGGUGCUUUUCCACAACUCGUCGUCCAAGCAAUCCAGGAACCUGGCGGAAGAGCUGGGCAAAGCCGUGAGGAUGCUGGGCAAGGGCAAGAAUGGGAUUGCCUUCGGCAAAGUGGACAUCACCGUGGAGAAGGAGCUUAAGCAGGAGUUUUACAUCACGAAGGCUCCGGACCUGAAGCUGUUUUUUGAGGGCGACAGGUCAAAGCCCAUCAGCUGCAAAGGAGUGGUUGAAUCUGCAGCCUUGGUAGUUUGGCUGAGAAGACAAAUUAGCCAGAAAGCAUUUUUGUUCAACGACAGCCAGCAGGCAAUAGAUUUUGUGAACUCCAGGCCUGUGGUCAUCAUUGGCUUCUUCCAGGAUUUGGGGGAAGAAGUGGCAGAGGCGUUCUAUGAUGUGAUCAAAGACUUCCCUGAGCUAACAUUUGGAGUGAUGCAGAUAAAAAAUACCUUUGGGCGUUUCCACGUGAUCCUUGACAGUGUCCUGGUAUUCAAAAAGGGGAGAGUUGUGAACCGCCAAGAGCUUAUUAACGACAAUACCUACAAACAGGACCUCUAUGGAGUCAUAAGAAAUCACCUGACAGAUUUUGUGGUUGAAUAUAACUCCAAGAAUAAGGAUCUGAUUUAUGAAAUGAACGUCUUGAAUCACAUGCUGCUGUUUGUCUCCAGGAGAGCUGAGUCAUAUAGAGCCAUAACUCGGCAGUAUAAAUUGGCGUCCAAGGAAUUCCAGAACAAGAUCCUUUUUGUUCUUGUGGAUGUGGAUGAACACAGAAACAGACACGUCUUAGAGUAUUUCCACAUCACAGAGUUCAAUGUCCCAUCUGUUCAGAUCCUAAACUUGAGCUCUGAUGCCCAGUACAAAAUGCCUUCAGAUGAGAUUACUUAUGAAAACCUCAAGGAUUUCGGCAGCAGCUUUCUGAGUAGAAGAGCCAAGAAACAUCAAUCCAGUGAAGAGAUUCCAAACUAUUGGGACCAAGGUCUAGUUAAGCAGCUUGUGGGGAAGAACUUCAAUGUAGUUGUCUUUGACAAGGAAAGGGAUGUGUUCGUGAUGUUCUAUGCACCCUGGUCUGAGAAGUGCAGGGUGCUCUUCCCACUGCUGGAGGAGUUGGGCAGGAAGUAUCAAAACCACACCACAGUCACCAUCGCCAAGAUUGACAUCACAGCCAAUGACAUCCAGCUGAAGAACCCAGACCGCUACCCUUUCUUCAGGCUUUUCCCCACCGACUCUGAACAGGCUGUACCAUAUACAGGAGAGCACACCCUGCAGGGCAUUUCCGACUUCCUGGAAAGCCAAGUCAAGAUCAGGACUGAAGAUGAGGAUGAGCUACUGUCCAUUGAGCAAAAUGAAAUGAUAGAAGAGGGAGUGUUAGCUGAAGAAGAAGAAGAAGAAGAAGAAGAAGAAGAAGAAGAAGAAGAGGAGGAGGAGGAGGAGGAGGAAGAGGAGGAGGAAGAAGAAGGAAGAACUUAUAUGGAGCCAGAGUUACCUGGGCAGCAGUUCCCUGAGCAGCUGGAGAACAUGUGCAAGGUGGAGGCACCGGUGGAAGAGCUGCCUGAACAGGAGGACGAGACCAAGCUGGAAAUGCCAGUGGAAGAGCUGCCAGAGCAGGAGGAUGUGACCGAGGUAGAGGUGCUGGUGAGGCAGAAGAAAAGAUCUGAGAAGGAGGAAGAGGCAGCUAAGCAAAAAAGACCCCCAAGAAGAGAGAAGAAAUUUAAAGUCAAGGAAGAACUUUAGCUUCUCCAAGGGCAGGAGGGAAGGGGCCCACAUUUCAGGUCCUGGGAUAAUUACUG